Sander lucioperca (pikeperch) is the source of this 870-nucleotide messenger RNA. RefSeq names its product chemokine (C-X-C motif) ligand 14 (gene cxcl14). Gene Ontology annotation, cellular component: extracellular region. Gene Ontology annotation, biological process: antimicrobial humoral immune response mediated by antimicrobial peptide; cell chemotaxis. Lineage: Eukaryota; Metazoa; Chordata; Actinopteri; Perciformes; Percidae. The transcript has 4 exons. Bases 526 to 825 code for a protein of 99 amino acids. The record is from RefSeq and is a predicted model, not a curated record. Gene Ontology annotation, molecular function: chemokine activity.
CGGUUAUACAGUGGGAUGUCAACAUAAACUGGCCAACACCGUCUACCAAACCAGACGUCACUCCACCCUCGUUUUGAAGGACAAAAUGUGUAUUUCUAUUUUUUUCCUUCCUUCCCUCCCUCCCUUUCCAUGUUCUCCACUUCUCCCUCGCAGGCCACAAGUGUUUGAUUCGCUGUCUGGCCGUGCAUAUUAAUGAGAAGAGGACAGCGGGCUGCUUUUUAAAAGAGCUGCUGGCUGCCUCUCCACAGCAAGCGAGAGAGAGAGAGAGACCUAAACGACUGAUUGGAGGUUCAUCCAAGCGCUCAGGACGCACAGAGUUGCACAAUCAGCGCUAGACUCAAAGAGACUCCAAAAACAGAAAACCCUCAGCGGCUCCUUCAGUUUUGCCAUCCAAACAGUCACUGCAAGUGGAUUUUAUUUGCACCUCGAAAGACUUGUGUUGAUUUUUUUCCCCAGUGUGUUUUCGAGAGCUUGGAUUUUUAGGAGCUGGUUUUAGAGAACUUUUUUAUUUUUAUUUGUGAAGACAUGCAUCGGUGCACAGCGGUGCUACUUUUGUUAGUGGUGGCCUUAUACGUCCUGAGCACAGAAGCCUACAAGUGCAGGUGCACCAGAAAAGGGCCAAAGAUCCGAUACAAGGAUGUGCAGAAGCUGGAGAUCAAACCCAAACACCCGUUCUGCCAGGAGAAGAUGAUAUUUGUGACGAUGGAAAACGUGGCUCGGUUCAAGGGGCAGGAGUAUUGUCUCCAUCCUAAACUUCAGAGCACCAAGAAUCUGGUCAAAUGGUUCCGUAUCUGGAAGGACAAGCACAGGGUGUAUGAAGCCUAAAACUUUGGCUACCCAGCACACGUGGAUCAAGCGAGACAAAAAAAA